Ilyonectria robusta is the source of this 2181-nucleotide messenger RNA. RefSeq lists its product as uncharacterized. Lineage: Eukaryota; Fungi; Ascomycota; Sordariomycetes; Hypocreales; Nectriaceae. Bases 1 to 2172 code for a protein of 723 amino acids. The transcript has 3 exons. The record is from RefSeq and is a predicted model, not a curated record. Gene Ontology annotation, biological process: DNA recombination; nucleotide-excision repair, DNA gap filling; double-strand break repair via nonhomologous end joining. Gene Ontology annotation, molecular function: DNA binding; DNA ligase (ATP) activity; ATP binding. Gene Ontology annotation, cellular component: DNA ligase IV complex.
AUGGCGCGUGGCUAUUUUUGGAGGUCAUCGAAUAUCGACAGGAUCCAGGAACGUGACACACUUACCAUUCUUGCCUGGUUCAACAAACACAAUACAAUCAUUCCACGGCGAGGCCCAGAAGCCGUUGCAUUCUUGUCAUGUCUCUUUCCCGAACGCAGACCAGACAGGGUCUUCGGCCUGCAAGAACGACAACUGGAAGGGGUUAUACAACGCGCACAGUGUAUUGGAUCAUCCCGAAUGAAGGAUCUUCAGAGAUGGAAAACCAGUGGCGGUUUAGACUUUGCGUCCUCUGUUGAGCGCAUGAUGGCUACAACAGACUGCGAAUCCAGAGCCGGCCGAGAGGUAACUCUGGAAGAACUCGACGAUGUCCUCGAUCAGAUUGCAGCCUUAUCAUCGUUCUCGUCCGCUAGCCUACUGGAAAGAGUUACAACGAAGCACGGCCGAUCAACCCGUGCAGAUGACCUGCUUUCGAAAGUAUUCCGAGUACUGCAGAGCUCCGAGACCAAAUGGAUGAUUCGCAUUAUAUCAAAGAAUUACAGCCCGGCCUACAUUCCAGAGACGCCAGUAAUGAGCAUAUUUCAUUUUCUCCUGCCUGACCUCCUUCGCUUUCAAAAUUCAAUCCCAGCUGCUGUGGAGCUCCUAGACAGCCCAACUAUCCGGCAUAUGCCCAUCCAGCCAGCCGUGGAUACUUGCGAUGAGUUGAAAGCAGUUGCCAGUAGGGAACUCGAGCCGCAGGCUGAGAUAAUGACUGCGCGUGCGACCUAUGAAAAAGCAAGGAGCAUCAGGCAUUGCUGCCAAUUGGCUGGGUCGAGAUGGAUGAGCGUGGAGAGGAAGUACGAUGGAGAAUACUGUCAAAUCUAUAUCGACCUGAACAAAUCCGGAGCCGGCAUCAAGAUUUUCACCAAGAGUGGGAGAGACUCAACCAGCGACCGCGCGGGAAUUCAUCGGGUACUGCGGGACAGCCUUGAGCUUGACACAGCAGGCUGCAAAAUUCAGAAGCGGUGCAUCCUGGAGGGUGAGCUGCUGGUAUGGAACGACGACGACGGGAGAAUCGAGCCUUUCCACAAAAUCCGCAGACAUCUGAAACGAUCGGGACGGUUUCUUGGAGCUGCUCGAGAUUCGCCUGUCGAAUCGAGCGAGCAUCUCAUGAUCAUGUUCUACGAUAUUCUAUUACCGGACGACAUUGUCUGCGGCUUAGAGACUCAUUAUGAACGGCGACGACUGCUUCAAUCUCUGCUCCGCCGCAUUCCGGGCCGGACCGACAUCGGGUCCCGCGAAGUAAUUGAAUUCUCGUCUUUCGACGCAGCGGAACGGCUCAGUGAGACAUUCGCUCGAGCAGUCACACAACGGUGGGAAGGAUUUGUGCUCAAAGGUUGCGAGGACCCCUACUUCUCAUUCAACGGAAGCAGGCCAUUCAUCAAGCUCAAGAAAGAUUACAUUCCAGGCCUUGGUGACACCGCAGACUUCGCCAUUAUUGGGGGAUGCCGCGACGCGGGAGAUGAGCAUGAGCUCGGCAUUGGUAGCCUAUGGUGGACGUCAUUCUAUAUCGGGUGCGUCGAAAAUAAGCACGAGGUCUGCCGCUUUAAUGCCAAGCCGAGAUUUCGCAUAAUCGAUACGGUCAACAGACAUGGCAUCUCGAAAGAAAACAUCACGUACCUCAACCGCCAUGGAUACUUCACACGAGCGCCAUUCGCCAAGUCUAUGCCUGAGUUCGAUGUCUCAUUCGAGGCCACACGGAGGCUGCAGCCAGUGGAGCUAUUCAAGCAUCCGUUUAUAGUAGAAGUGGUCGGUGCUGGCUUCGACAAGCCCGCGAAUAUUUAUGAGGAUCGCUCGUUCAGGGAUACAAUCAGCUUUGAGGAGCUACAGGAAAUGGGCCAGAGAUGCCUAGAGAUACCGGAUGAUGGAGAACAGGAAGAGAAAAGUUGGUUUCGGAGACUGCGAGGCUACGAGCACCUGGUUGACAGAUCGAGAACUAGCUCUCCCAGCGAUGACGCAGUUUCUGUUGCAGAUAUUUGUGCAGGCAGGCAAAGCAACCGCCAAGAGGAGAAGUUGGGGACAGCUGUUGAGUCCCAGUGCCUUGAUAAUAUUUCCCUCGGGGCAUCAAAGCGGAAGAUAUCUCCAGAGGUUGCCUUGUCUGGUAACUCAACCGUCAAGCGAGCAAAGCAGGAGUAAACGAAAGAA